Messenger RNA from Moneuplotes crassus, 1922 nucleotides. NCBI's taxonomy places the organism in Eukaryota, Ciliophora, Spirotrichea, Euplotida, Euplotidae. The record is from the annotation of a GenBank genome assembly.
UAGCCAAUGCUAAACUUCAAAACACAUCUACCCCUCCAUCUCUCAAUCUUGCCCAUCCUUCUAUCUUUCUUAACCCAUCCCUCCCUACUCAAAGAACAAGUCCUGACUUUCUACCUCCAGAUGCUCAGCCAGCACACAGAAGUAUGACUUGACCAACCAGACUAGCAGAUAAGAGGAAUACCAAUAUGUCUGACAAACUCUCAGAAAAAUUAGAUAAGCAAGAAGUAAUCCGGACCGAACAGGAGGCUGAAGAUGAAGUUAGAAAGGAAGAAUUCUACAAGCAGAUCAAGGAAGAGCACAAGCAGUUCAUUUAUAAGAUCAACUCAUUGGAAAAAGCACUCAAAGCAGCCAGCACUUCCAGCUCGGAGGCUCUUUCCAAACACUUUGCUUACCUAUAGAAAGACAGGAUUGAGUUCAAGGAGAACCUUGAAAAUAAAUUUAAAAAGAGAAAAGACGAUCUUGAGAAUGAGCACAAGAACUUCAAGGCCAACCAGGCAAAUCUGAAUGGGGGAAUUUACAAGCUCAAAUCCACAAUAGAGAACCUCAAGGAUGACCUUAUGAAGCAGAAGUGGGAGUACACCAGGGAAGAAGCCAUCAUUAACCAGAAGUUGGUCUUUAAAGACGAGAAGAUUUCUGAGCUGCAAAAGACAAUCAAAGAGAGCUCCCAGGAGUACCAAGAGAGGCUUGAUUCUCUCAGAUCGGACUUUUACAGUCAAUCCCAGCAAAAAAUGACCUAUCUGAAGGAGGAGAACCAGAGAUUUAACGAGAAGCUCGAAGACAAGGCUGCCAUACUGAUAAACUUCGAGUCAAAGAUCAUCCGUCUUAAAAGUGAACAAGAGAAAGAGACCCUGAUUUCAAGAUAGAAGGUUUUGUCGCUUAAGAGCCAGCUGAGCAUGCUCAAAGAGAAGUACAAUAAAGAAAUUGAAGUUAUUAACUUCGAGAGCCAGGACACCAUUGAGCAGCUAGAUAAUAAAGUAAAACAACUCGUCAAAGAAAAUGAGGACUUGAAGAUAAAGCUCAUUGAUUGUGAGAGAGACUACACUGAGCUUCACAGCAAUUAUGAGCGGGAUAAAGCCUCCUGGGAUGAAAGAUGAGAGUUUAUCGAAAACCAAAGGAACCAAGCUAAGCAGGACCUCUAAGAUGCACACCAAAAGUUUGAGACAACAGUAGAGCAACUGCAACGGAAGGACUCUUCAGAGAGAGGGAAGACAGAGAGUGCCCAGUUGAUUCUGGUAAAUAAUAUUGAGAAAAAGUACAAGGAGCAGACCAAGGACAUUAACGAGUCACAUGCAUCCACUAUUUCGGAUUGGAGUUCUCACCACAAGAGCUUGGAGAAGAAAUACAAGGAACUGUGCCAGAAGUGCAAGAUAGAAUCCCUAGGAAAAAUCUCGGAGGGUUCUUCAUGGGAGUCUAAAAUCAGAGACUUGCCUGAGUCCGAGCAGUACUAUCAGGAGGAGAAUAAAUAAGCUCAAAUCUCAGCUUGACAAGCAAUUCUUGGAGAUCCAGUUACUGCUUGAAAAGGAGAAGAUCAAUUAUAAGCACAAUUUAGAGAUUCUUGAGAAGAAGUGCAAAGACUCCGAGUCCAAGAGAAGCCUCCAGAUAUUUGAACAUGAGAAGGAGAGACCCAAGUGGGCCUUAGAGAAGGAGAAAAUCAAGCAUGAGUACGACUUACUGAAGGACAAGAACAGGAAGUCGGCCAGUAAGAAGGAAAGCCUCGAAAAGGAGGUGGUGAAGGUCGAAACUGAUAUUAGAGAACCCCGUAAGGUCAUACAUAGUGGGGGCGUUAGCUCCUCAACAGCUACUAAGGAAUUGGCUAAUAAGAAAGUCAGGACUACGAGCAAUGUAGAUUCUUAGUCAGGCAAGAGUUACAAGCCUUAUAGUAGGAUCUAUAAGAAGCCCAAGUAUUCUACCAAGAAUUAUAU